Pochonia chlamydosporia 170 is the source of this 252-nucleotide messenger RNA. RefSeq lists its product as hypothetical. NCBI's taxonomy places the organism in Eukaryota, Fungi, Ascomycota, Sordariomycetes, Hypocreales, Clavicipitaceae. The transcript has a single exon. The record is from RefSeq and is a predicted model, not a curated record. Bases 1 to 252 code for a protein of 83 amino acids.
AUGGCAGCUACUCCGUACACAAGGGACCUGUUUGACAGCAUUGGCCGGACAUACCAUCUCGAUAUGCGUGGCGAACUCGGAGUUUAUCGCAUUUGUCGGUCGAGUUUCAAUGUUACAUUACAUAGAAGGGGAGAAUCCUUUGCCGACCUCGGUCAAUUUGCUUUAUAUUUGCCAAAUACGUACCACCAAGUCCCAAAUACAGGGACUGGAAUACUCCGGCGAAUCGUGAUUCAAAAGACAAGUGUCGCCUAG